This is a messenger RNA of Lactuca sativa (garden lettuce), 1104 nucleotides long. RefSeq names its product sterol 3-beta-glucosyltransferase UGT80A2. Gene Ontology annotation, biological process: intracellular protein transport. The record is from RefSeq and is a predicted model, not a curated record. NCBI's taxonomy places the organism in Eukaryota, Viridiplantae, Streptophyta, Magnoliopsida, Asterales, Asteraceae. Gene Ontology annotation, molecular function: UDP-glycosyltransferase activity. Gene Ontology annotation, cellular component: cytoplasm.
AUGGACAGUGUAAUGCUAUAUUGGGAUGAUAUGCUUCUAAUGGUGGGCCCAUAUGGAGAUCCAGUUUGCUAUCUUGAUGAUGGACCCAUUAUCCUUAUCCUAGAGUGUGAUGGUGCUAGGAUAUUGUCUAACUUAAACAUGGAGUUUCUUCAACGGGCUCCAGCUUCAAUUGAAUCUAUCUUCAAUAUUGGGAGCACAGAACCAACAACUUUAUUGUAUGAUGCGUUGGAUCAUUUUGACAGGAGAAAUGCAAAGGUUGAUGAAAAUUUGAGGCUGAUAAAAACAUCGUUGCAUGAGGCUGUUAAAGAGGAAUUUCCUCAUCCUCUAUCCCGUGUCAAGCAACCAGCUGGAUAUAGAUUGUCAUAUCAGAUAGUUGACUCUUUAAUCUGGCUUGGAAUUCGAGACAUAAUAAAUGAUGUUAGGAAGAAAAAGUUGAAGCUGGGACCUGUCACGUAUUUAAAUGGUUCUCAAGGCUCUGAGACUGAUAUUCCACAUGGAUACAUAUGGAGUCCUCAUCUUGUUCCUAAACCAAAAGAUUGGGGACCUAAAAUUGAUGUGGUUCGAUUUUGUUUCCUUGAUCUCGCAUCAAACUACAAACCCCCUGAAGAACUUGUACGUUGGUUUGAUGCUGGCCCAAAGCCUAUCUAUAUUGGGUUUGGUAGCCUUCCAGUUCAAGAGCCUGAGAAAAUGACACAGGCAAUCGUUACAGCCCUAGAAAUGACUGGACAAAGGGGCAUCAUCAACAAAGGAUGGGGUGGUCUUGGUAUCUUAACAGAGCCAAAGGAUUUUGUAUACUCGUUGGACAACAUCCCCCAUGACUGGCUUUUCUUGCAAUGUGCAUCUAUGGUACACUACGGGGGUGCUGGAACUACAACUGUUGGACUAAAUGCAACGUGCCCAACUACAAUUGUACCUUUCUUUGGUGACCAACCAUUUUGGGGAGAACGAGUUCAUAGCAGAGGCGUAGGGCCGCCACACAUACCAGUCGAUCAGUUUAACCUCACCAAGUUGGUUGAUGCAAUUAAAUUCAUGCUAGAUCCCAAGGUGAAGGAGCGAGCAGUGGAACUUGCAAAGGUGAUGGAGAACGACAAAAUGUUUACCUAA